Brienomyrus brachyistius is the source of this 2874-nucleotide messenger RNA. Its product is annotated as transketolase-like. Bases 204 to 2081 code for a protein of 625 amino acids. The transcript has 14 exons. The record is from RefSeq and is a predicted model, not a curated record. Gene Ontology annotation, molecular function: transketolase activity; thiamine pyrophosphate binding. NCBI's taxonomy places the organism in Eukaryota, Metazoa, Chordata, Actinopteri, Osteoglossiformes, Mormyridae.
UUGACUCAGAUCUUGCAGCAACACGCUCCGCUGGUGAGGGAGAGGGACGGGCCGCGCGCACACAGAACUUCCAUAAAAUCCCCUGUUUGACGGCCGCCUCAGCCUCUGUCUGCGAAGCACGUGUUGUGCAUAGAACGGUUCCGGGUAUCGCUAAGGAAGAUAAAGUCUGUAUAAUCUUGAGAGACUUCUGCUUGAUCUUGAAAAUGGCCAGCUAUCACAAACCCGAUGAAAAAACGCUGCAGGGUCUGAAAGAUAUCGCGAAUAAGUUGAGGAUUCACUCCAUCAAGGCGACAUGUGCUUCCAAUUCUGGGCAUCCCACAUCCUGCUGCAGUGCUGCAGAAAUUAUGUCUGUGCUGUUUUUCCACACCAUGCGCUACAAAGCCAUGGACCCACGCAACCCCUGCAAUGACCGCUUUGUUUUGUCUAAGGGUCAUGCUGCGCCCAUCCUGUACGCCGCUUGGGUGGAGGCGGGUUUUGUCAAGGAGGCAGAUCUGCUGAACCUGCGGAAGAUUGACUGUGAUCUGGAGGGCCACCCAACUCCUAAACUACCCUUUGUGGAUGUAGCCACAGGUUCCCUUGGGCAGGGUCUGGGUGCUGCUUGUGGAAUGGCUUACACUGGGAAGAACUUUGACAAGUCCAGCUACCGUGUGUACUGCUUGCUUGGGGAUGGCGAGUGCUCCGAAGGCUCUGUGUGGGAGGCCAUGGCCUUUGCCUCCUAUUACAAGCUGGACAACCUGGUGGCCGUCAUAGAUGUGAACAGGCUGGGUCAGAGCGAGGCGGCUCCACUGCAGCACGACACCGAAACAUAUCGCCGGCGCUGCGAAGCCUUUGGCUGGAACACUUACGUGGUCGAUGGCCAUGAUGUGGAGGAGCUUUGCAAGGCACUGUGGCAGGCUGAGCAGGACAAGAGCCGGCCCACUGCCAUCGUAGCCAAGACCUUCAAGGGCAGAGGUCUCCAAGCAAUUGAGAACGAGGACAAUUGGCAUGGCAAGCCCAUCCCGAAGGACCGCGCAGAGAGCUAUAUUUCAGAACUUAAGGGGCUGAUACAAACCAACAAGCCCCUUUGUCCAGAGCUGCCCACUGAAGAUGCUGCCCCAGUUGAUUUCUCCCCCGUCCUCCUGCCAUCCUUGCCGAACUACAAGCUGGGAGACAAGAUAUCAACCCGAAAGGCAUAUGGUGUGGCUCUCGCCCGACUGGGGCAGAGCAGCACGCGAGUGGUGGCUUUGGAUGGGGACACCAAGAACUCCACCUUCUCCGAGCUCUUCAAGAAGGCCCAUCCAGACCGUUACAUUGAGUGCUUCAUUGCUGAGCAGAACAUGGUGAGUGUGGCCAUUGGCUGUGCCACACGGGACCGCACUGUGCCCUUCGCCAGCACAUUUGCCGCCUUCCUGUCCCGGGCCUAUGACCACAUUCGCAUGGCAGCCAUCUCCCAAUCAAAUGUCAACCUGGUGGGCUCCCACUGUGGCGUUUCCAUCGGUGAGGAUGGCCCCUCACAGAUGGCCUUGGAGGACCUGGCCAUGUUCCGAGCCAUUCCCACCUGCACCGUGUUCUACCCAAGUGAUGGAGUCUCCACCGAGAGGGCUGUGGAGCUGGCUGCAAAUACAAAGGGAAUCUGCUUUAUCAGGACUAGUCGCCCCGACACUGCAGUGAUCUACUCCCCAGAAGAGACGUUUAAAGUGGGGCAAGCCAAGGUGGUGCGUCAGACAGGAAGUGACAGUGUCACUCUGAUUGGUGCUGGAGUGACUCUGCAUGAGGCUCUAGCUGCAGCUGACCAACUGGCUAAAGAAGGUGUGAAUGUGCGUGUGAUCGAUCCAUUCACCAUCAAGCCCCUGGAUAAGGACACCAUCAUAAGCAGUGCCCGGGCCACAGGCGGGAGGGUCAUCACCGUUGAAGAUCACUACCCAGAAGGUGGCCUGGGGGAGGCGGUAUGUUCUGCGCUUCAGGGAGAGCCUGGGAUGAUGGUGCAGCGGCUGGCUGUGUCUGGGGUUCCCCGGAGUGGCAAACCCCAGGAGCUGCUGGAUAUCUAUGGUAUCAGCGCUAGUAAAAUCGUGGAUGCUGUUCGUACUGCCUUUGCCAACUGAAGGCAGAUGCAUCCUGCCCGGCAUUUCAAUGCCCAGUCAAAGUUCUUUUGCUGUGUAGGCUCUUGUUAACUGUAAGCUAAACACUGCACUGCUGUGUCAGUCUGUCUUUUUACGAUUUCCCUUGGCCCACAUGAGUUCCGCACCAUUUUGUUUUUAUAAAUCUGCUUUCCCUGUCUUGCCACUCUUUUUCUGACCUGUAGUGACUCUGUCCUCUGUAACUUAAGUCAGACCAGUUCCCAGUUCCCAGUGCGAGUAUUGCUAGCUGUGGAUCUGGAGUCCAUGCCAUGGAUAGAAUUGUACCCCAAAAGUCAUUGCUCUUUCCUGAGUUGAUGCAGGCCAGGCAUUGGAGUGGCAUGUAUAGGUUUUCAUUUUUAAUUUGUCUUUUAGCAGUUUUAUCCACAGUCACUGGUUUCUCGUAAAGCGUGAAUAGCUUAAACUGUACAUUACAUGAAAACAGCUGUAAUAUGUACAGCCCCAAUUGUUUUCUGAGGACUGCAGCUUGAUUUGCAGGGAAAUACAUUCCUAACUUUACUAAUGUUGCGUGAAAUGACCCUUAUCAGCACAUGAAGAUGUGGUAGUCCACGCGAGAUUUUACUAAAUUGACAAAUGCAGUUGUUUGCCCUUAGUUAACCCUUUAUAAUUAAUUUUAAUAUUUUUGAUUGCACUGUGAAGGUUACUGAUCUAAAUGGGAACACUUUUUUUCCAGCCUGUUAAAAUGCUUAUUCAGACAGCCAUUGUGUCUGUGUUUGUGAGUGCAUUAGUCUGUUAAGAAUAAAGCACUUUGACACCUGUU